Mesitornis unicolor (brown roatelo) is the source of this 843-nucleotide messenger RNA. It is a transcript of the gene RNF128, whose product is annotated as ring finger protein 128, E3 ubiquitin protein ligase. The transcript is spliced from 6 exons. NCBI's taxonomy places the organism in Eukaryota, Metazoa, Chordata, Aves, Mesitornithiformes, Mesitornithidae. The record is from RefSeq and is a predicted model, not a curated record. The coding region runs from base 1 to 843 and encodes 280 amino acids.
AUGACUGCUCUGCACCACCUGGGAACUAAGCGUGGAUUCCCCUUCUCCUUUGCAGGUGCUGACAGCAUCGUUGCAAUUAUGAUUGGCAACCUGAAAGGCAUGGAGAUCCUGCACCGGAUUGAGAGUGGCAUGAAAGUGACCAUGGCUAUUGAAGUGGGGAAGAAGCACGGGCCUUGGAUGAAUCAGUACUCCAUCCUGUUCAUCUCGGUGUCGUUUUUCAUCGUCACAGCAGCAACCAUGGGCUACUUUAUUUUUUAUUCUGCUCGGAGACUCAGGAUUGCAAGGGCCCAGUCCAGGAAUCAGCGACAACUAAAGGCCAGGGCUAAGAAGGCCAUUGAACAGCUACAGCUUCGCACUCUGAAGCAAGGGGACAAGGAGACUGGUCCUGACGGAGAUACCUGCGUUGUGUGCAUCGAGGCGUACAAGCCGAAUGAAGUAGUGCGCAUUCUGACUUGCAAUCACCUCUUCCACAAGAACUGUAUUGACCCUUGGCUCCUAGAACACAGGACAUGCCCAAUGUGCAAGUGUGACAUACUCAAAGCUCUGGGUGUUGAGGUGGACGUAGAAGAAGUGGCUGUGUCUGUGCAAACCACAAUAUCAAAUGGGACAUCGAACAUCUCUGUAGUUAAUGAAGAGGAUAAUCGUAGUGAAACUGCAUCAUCUGGAUAUGCGUCUGUACAAGGAGCCGAUGAAUCUGUUCUGGAGGAACACGGACCAGCAGAAAACGACAACAUGCACCUUGUGAACAAUGAAUCCCAGCCCUCUGCUGUGAACAUCCUUCCACACGUUGACAACCCAAGCUUUGAGGCAGACGAAACACAAGUUCGUGAAGUCAGGUCCUAA